AUGCACAUCAACUGCGAGGAACCUGACCUGGCCAACACUCUUAUUGAGAAAAAUAUUUUAAAAGCUCAGUUUUGUGUCAACUACGAUGACCAAAAUCAUAACAUCACCAAAUUUUGGAAUAAAGUUCCUUCGUGUGGCAAAGUGCUAGAUGAUUCGUGUGGGUACCCAUGCUUCUUCACCAGGGACGUGUGCGAUGCAAAGGACACAGACGCAUAUCCACCGUGCGUAUACACGGACAUCUUGAGGAACCCUGUUAAGACAAGAACAGCACUGUCCGAGGAUGAAAAGCCGCCCAUCAGUGAAGUCUGCCCAUGCACCAACCUCCUAUGUUCAAUAGCUACAGCAGCAACUCUUACAUUUCCAACUAGUACUACUUCUUCUAAUAAACAUGAUUCCCUCUCAAGUUGGAACACUGUGACCAGCGCAGCACCAAGUAGUGAUAUGAGCCAAACACAAACACUUGUUCCUCCAUCAUCUCCUUCUUCCUCCAGAGAACUUAGCGUGGGACUUGGCGUUGGUCUGAGUCUUCUGGUUAUUGUUCUUAUUGCAGUUGGUCUUUUGUUCUUCUUCAAGCGCAAAAUGCUUUUGAGUAAGAGCGGACCAUUAAAAGAUCACAUCACGCAUGUUUGGGUCGGGGAAAUUGAGUCUAAGGUCUGA
Molecule: messenger RNA, 657 nt
Organism: Helobdella robusta
Lineage: Eukaryota; Metazoa; Annelida; Clitellata; Rhynchobdellida; Glossiphoniidae
Exons: 4
Coding region: 1-657 (218 amino acids)
Source: RefSeq, a predicted model, not a curated record